GGUGUUCCUUCCCUCUUCUACGUCUACGGAUCUGGACAUACCGGCAAGAUGUCGAGCUUUGACAAGAUUGUCAGGAUGGCAUGCAAGCCCAAGGCGGCACCGCCGAAGGCCAAGUAUCUUGACCCAAUUGUAAUGGCGACCUAUUCGGACGACGGUAGCGUUGGGGAUAUAUUCAAAGCCCUUGCUCCGAGGCUGCGUGAACCAAAUGCAGUUAUUGUCUUCAAGGCACUCAUUGUAUUACACACGAUGAUGCGAAACGGGUCGACGGACAAUGUGUUAACUUAUUUGGCUGAAUCUGAUGCUCUUCGACUGCGUAAUGUCGCUCAGGGGCAAUGGGAUGGCUACGAUGCUCCGGAUAAUCUGAUCCGAUAUGCGGCAUACCUCGAAACUCGGGUUCGAUCCUAUCGUGACUUGAAGCACGAUGCCAUUCGCGUUCAGUCGGAGUCUAACCGUGAUGCUCAUGGCAAUAAUGAAGCCAACGGUAGUGCCACAACUUCUCGGAAGAAGAAUGACAAGACUGCCAGCAGUGCCCCUCAACGGAGUAAGACCAUCAUGGGCAGGAAGCUCCGGAUCAUGUCUGUCGAGAAAGGCCUACUCCGAGAGACCAAGAUUGUGCAGAAGCAGAUGGAUUCACUGCUCGCCUGCAAGUUCUAUCUGGACGACCUUGAAGACGGUGAAUUGACGAUCACGGCUUUACGAUUGCUCGUUAAGGACCUUUUGGUUCUUUUUCAGGCAGUCAACGAGGGCGUGAUCAAUGUUUUAGAAAACUAUUUCGAGAUGUCUCAUAUCGACGCCGAAGACGCACUCAAAAUAUACCGACACUUCUGCAAGCAGGCGGAAAUUGUUGUGGAAUAUCUGAGCGUGGCGAAGAAAAUGCAGAACCUGCUUAAUGUGCCGAUACCCAAUCUCAAGCAUGCCCCUGUGUCCCUCGCUGGUGCAUUGGAAGAAUAUCUGAACGACCCUAACUUUGAACAGAACAGAUUGGAGUACAAGCUGAACAAGGACAUCUCUGAUGGCAAGGCUCCCGCAAAGCCACUGCAAAGCCAGAAAGAAGCACCUAAACUUCCAACUGCCAUCAAUACUGCACAGACGUCCACCUCUCAAGCUGGUUCAAGUCAAGCCCCUCCAUCCACCGCAAACAAAGACCUUGUUGAUUUCUUCGCCUCCAUCGAAUCAGGUCAACACGAUAUGUUCAACCCGCACACUAAUAGUCCAAACAGCCUAUACUUCAAUCAACAAGCAGCGGCAAACCCCUUCGGAAAUCCCUUCCACGGACGUCAAUCGAUGUUUAUUCCUCAAACCACAGGUGCUUUCCCCGGUGCUGCCGGCGUUCCGGGCGCUAUGCCCUUCGCGCAGCCUCAGCUGACCGGCUUCCCCAAUCCGUUCGGUGCGGGAAUGCCCAAUACCCUCCUUCAGCCAGUCCAGACUGGCGUCCCGUCCGCUUUUGCGCCGGCACAACCAAUAGCACAACCGAACCUCCUUCAAC
Messenger RNA from Dacryopinax primogenitus, 1486 nucleotides. RefSeq names its product ANTH-domain-containing protein. Gene Ontology annotation, cellular component: clathrin-coated vesicle; clathrin-coated pit. Gene Ontology annotation, biological process: clathrin coat assembly; clathrin-dependent endocytosis; vesicle budding from membrane. The annotation marks the transcript as partial. The record is from RefSeq and is a predicted model, not a curated record. NCBI's taxonomy places the organism in Eukaryota, Fungi, Basidiomycota, Dacrymycetes, Dacrymycetales, Dacrymycetaceae. Gene Ontology annotation, molecular function: phosphatidylinositol-4,5-bisphosphate binding; clathrin heavy chain binding; SNARE binding. The transcript has 8 exons.